This is a messenger RNA of Oikopleura dioica, 2220 nucleotides long. NCBI's taxonomy places the organism in Eukaryota, Metazoa, Chordata, Appendicularia, Copelata, Oikopleuridae. The record is from the annotation of a GenBank genome assembly.
AUGAAACUGCUUCCGAGCCUGGCCGUAUCGUACGCUUAUGCAGGUCGGGACCUCGGUGCAAACACGCAAGGAGGAGCAAGUCGCCUCCCGACUCCAGCUCAUGUUAGCUCUUCUUCGAUGGAAUAUCUGGGCGACAGUGGAGCCAAACAAUCCUUGCCUGACGACGUAGACAAGCAGACUUGGAAUCAAAAUGAGGGCGUCGUCGGAGAAGACUCCAACACGCGGGAGAAAGGAAAUCUACAACCUGGUUACUGGUGCGAUCAGAGAGAACACACCAAACAAGACGCGAUGGAUCCCUUUACUGUCGAUUCACCCGACUGGCUUCUCGAGAAAGGGGCUUACUCGCCUCUUUCAAGAAGUCGUGGAAACGGAGGACGACCUUCCGUCCAGCUUUCCGAAAAAAUUAUUGGUGGCCAAAAUGCUCAAGAGCAUGCAUGGCGAUGGAUUGCCUAUUUUUACGGCUGUGGAGCGACACUGGUUGCCAAGAAUUGGGCUGUCACUGCCGCCCAUUGUUGUACCAUUCCUGCAUGGUACUUCAAGGAUAAGGAACUUUGCUUCGGCCGAGACUACAAGAACCCGGAAUCCAUCGGAAAGCCAUCACUCCAACAAUGUGCGGGAAUCAGUCAAAUCCUUCAGCAUCCCGAGUACAACCGAACAGUCACCGUUAUGAACGAUAUCUGUCUCUUGAAACUCUCGAGGGACGUUCUCUACAACGAUCAUGUGCAGCCUGCUUGUCUUCCCAAUCAGUUUGAUUCUCUUCAAAAUGACCUCGUUCUUUCUGAGGCAGAGAAGGAAGACACUGAAACCUUUCCCAUUAAUCCAGAUACCGGACUCCAGACGCAGAAAAUCGACUGCUUUGUCGCUGGUUGGGGAUACCGACAGGAGAAUAAGUGGACUUCUUUGCCAGACAUUCUUCAAGACGCGCAAGUUUUCCUUCAAUACAAUGAGACAUGCGAAGCAGCUUACACUGACGUCGAUUCCAGCGGCAACACCAUUAAUUACUACGAUUCCAAUGCUAUGAGCUGCUUCGGCCACGAAGAAGGAGGAAUCGAUGCCUGCCAAGGUGACUCUGGUGGACCUCUGAUCUGCCUUGAGCCUUCUACUAACGCCAAAUGGGUGGACGAUAACGGCAAUCCCAUCGUUCACAUGAACCCUGUUCUACGAGGAGUUGUCUCCUGGGGAGAAGGUUGUGGCAGACAAGGAAAGCCCGGCGUUUACGCCCGAGUUUCCACCUUUGUCGACUGGAUUCAUGAUACUAUCAGAACGCAUGCUCGUGGUUCCCCUGCUGCUUGUAUCGACGUUCGAAGCAAUUACAGGAUCGAGAACGAUGUCAGCGUUAUUUGCGGUGACGAUGGAUGUGACUUCAGCUGCGCCGACAAGUCGCACACGCCAAAUGUUGAGCGCGUCAACUGUCAAAAGGUGACUGGCUCCUCCAGAGGAAAAUAUGACGUUCCACCCCAACUUAUUGGAUGUGCUUCUGAUCCAAACCACUUCACCAAAUGCGGCUCUGUCACCGCCUCCAUCAAUGUUCCUGAUCUAGAUAAGAUGAAGAUCAAUUGCAUGACUGCCACUAAGUGCAAAGUCACCGUCCGAGAAGCGUACAAAAAGACUUGCGAGCCAUCAGUCUCUCAGCUCAAGUGUGUUCCAAACAAGGGAUAUGAUUACCCAUACGACGAACUUCGAUGCGAACGACCGAAGACCACAACAAAAUGCGGCCCUGUUCUUCAGAAAUUCCCAAAUCUUACUGAUGACUUCAUCAUUAACUGCAUGACCAGCAAGUGCAAAUUCGCUCACAAGUCAGGAUUUGCCGUCAAGCCCGCUGAAGUUAGAUGCAAAGCCAACAAAUGGGUGAUCCCACCAUCAAACCGAAAUAACAACGGUGGCAUUGAUUUCCAGCUUGUAACAUUCGACUCGCUGCCAGAAGACACUUUCUGCAAAGGAUUUAGUUUGAAUGAGCACACAGAAGGCAACUACAGACCACAUGCUAAGGAAGUUCAAUUUAUGGGACAAGGAAUUAUUUCAAGACCAAGACCAAGUUGUGAUGCCAAGGGUGUUUGUAGCUACUACUGCCCGUCUGAUUACAACGGCGGUAUGACGAAAAUCGGCCGCCCGUUCAAAUGUCAUAAAUCCAAGGGAUGGCUUCCUAUCGUUUGGGCUGGCAAGCUGAGCUGUCACGAUGUCUUCAAUAAGAAUAAACUUUAUGAUGUUGAAUCAGGAUAA